Monomorium pharaonis (pharaoh ant) is the source of this 1428-nucleotide messenger RNA. RefSeq names its product caspase-1 (gene Dronc). Gene Ontology annotation, biological process: regulation of apoptotic process; proteolysis. NCBI's taxonomy places the organism in Eukaryota, Metazoa, Arthropoda, Insecta, Hymenoptera, Formicidae. The record is from RefSeq and is a predicted model, not a curated record. Bases 187 to 1404 code for a protein of 405 amino acids. Gene Ontology annotation, molecular function: cysteine-type endopeptidase activity. The transcript has 6 exons.
UGCGCAGAACUGCACAAAAUUCGUCUCGAGAACGAGGUACGAGUCAGAAGUGCCAGAACGAGCACACCUUAGGUUUUUCCACUAUGCUUAUUGCACCAAACAAUAGUGCAACGACAAAGAACAGGCCUAUUAUUGAUUCCGUAUAAAUCAUUCGACAGUGAAUGUCCACCGUGUUUUAUUUUUAAAAUGGAUCAAAGGGAUCGCGAACAAAUAGAUCACUGUUGCGAAAACGUUGUGCCCAAAAUUAUUAUGACGAAACUCUUGCCAAAGUUAUUAGAAAACAAAGUUUACAACAGGGAUGACGUAAAUAUUCCACGGUGGAUGAAAAACCUUGAGACACAAGAUACAGUUAAAGAUAUAUGGUUAACAAUUAGAACACGAGGACCAAAUGCAUUUAAAAAUUUAAUUCUUAGCCUAAGACAAUCCGAUCAUGAAAAUGUUGCUAAUAUAUUGGAGGGAAGAAAUGACACAAGUAACGCAAACAAUACAAGACAAGAAGAUCCGUUGGGUCAUCAUAUUUGGUCUGAUGAACCUUUAAAAAUUAAAGUACGCAAAGCUACAAAAUUUGUGGAUCGUGAUUAUGAAAACAUUGAGCGAUAUCCUAUGCGAAGUAAUCCUCGUGGAUUGGUUUUGAUAAUCACGAAUAUUUAUUACGAAUUGUCGUAUGAAAAACACAGAUUUUCGGCAAAACAUGAUAAUAACAACUUGAAAAAACUGUUUGAAGAAAUGGGUUUUAUAGUUUUUUCAUAUGGAAAUCUAACAGGACAGGAAAUAAAAAGCAAAAUUAAGGAAUUUUCAAAGAACAAAGAUUUAAAAUCGGUCGAUUCAUGUUUUGUGAUCAUUACAAGUCAUGGUACAGAGGACGAAGAAAGCAACACGGAAAUCCAGGGUACUGAUUAUCACAGUGCAAGCAGACAAGCAAAUUAUGAAAAAGUUCUAUGCACAGAAAUCUGUGAUUACUUCACCGCAGAAGCUUGUGAUCAACUUGCAGGAAAACCAAAAAUAUUUAUUUUUCAACUUUGUAGAGGAAAGAAAAAACAAAAAAGUGUAGCUCACUACAGAAUCACUACAGACACUUGUGUAUCUGUGAAACCAUCGGAUGAACCCAGCCUAGAAAUACCUCACGUCCAAACAACAAGAAAUUAUUCAGAUAUGCUUGUAGUUCAAUCUACUUUACCUGGAUACGUUUCUUACCGAGACUGCAUAACUGGUAGUUGGUUUAUACAGAUUCUUUGUAAAGUAUUCAUGAAUCAUGCUUGCACACAUCACGUUGAAGAUUUAUUUAGGAUGAUUGAUGCCGAAUUAAAACAUCUUAGGACGAUAAAUAACGAAUGUCAGACUUCGUGUAUCCAAUCAAUGGGAUUUAAUAAACAUUGUUAUAUUCAUCCCGGCUUAUUUGAAUAAAUACAUGAUAAAAAAGGAAAAGAA